AUGGUGAAAAGUAAAAAAUUAAAUUUAACUACAAAGAAAAUUACACCCUCUACACCUUCUUCCUCCUCCUCCUCCACUUCAUAUAAUUCCAUUGAACUAAAUUCAAUGCAAGAAAGUAUUAAUACAAGUAAAACAGUUGCUAUGAUAGAAGAUACACCAGCAACUAGAAUCCGAUCAAGAACAAGGAAAAAUACGAGAUCAACUGAUUCUGAUUCAAUAUCAAAUGUUACAAAUUUAAUAUCAAAUGAUACAAAUUCAAAUCAAGUUCAAAAAAAUCAAACUGAUUCUCAAAAAAAGCAAAAAUCAUCAUCAAAAACAAAUUCUGAUCGAAAUUCAAAUUCUAGCCCUAAACCUUCAUCAUCAUCAUCUUCUUCUUCUUCUGCUACUAAUUCCUCUACGACUAUAAAUAUAACAAAUAAUGGUUCAUCAACCAAUCUAUCCGAAUCUGAUAGAGAAAGAAGACCUAAACGAGCAUCUUCACAAAAUGUAGAUUAUAAUUUGAAAAAAAGAAGAAUAUUUAAAUCACCAAUAGAUGAUGAAAAAUUACUUAAGAAGACUCCUAAACAAGAAGACCAUAUUAAUACAGAUGAGAAAUUAACUGAUAAUAAUAUUCAAUUAAUUGAACGUAAUUCAAAGGGUCGUAUUAUUAAAAUUAAUGAUAUAAAUGUUACAGGCGAUGUGAAAAAUGCAGUAACUGGCAUUGCCUUAUCUAGGGGGCCACCUGAAAAGAUAAAAAGAGAAUCAUUAUGGAAUAAUAAAAAAAUAGUUUUACCAGAUUCAAAUAAUACUUUAGAAUUAAAAUUAUAUAAAACAAACUUGAAAACAAAUGCUUCUGAUGAUCUAACAAAGGAAAGCAGUAUAAGGCAGGAUUUACAUCCAAUUGAUAUACAUAAUAAUGAACGAUUAUCUAAUGUUAAAAAAAAUACCACAAUUAUUAGAAUUAAUUUGAAAAAUAACAGUAUAUUACCUUCAAAUUCUAAAUCCUUAUCUCACCCACAUACAAAGACUAAAAAUAAAGAACUUAUAGCUAAAGAACAAAAUAGUAAAUUGUUUGGUAAAAAUACUUUGAAUCAUAUUGAUUCUGAAGACGAUAAUAAUAAUAAUUCAGAACCAGAAAUAGAAAAUGAAGAUUUUUGUUCAAGUUGUGGUCAAACAGGAUCAUUCGUUUGUUGUGAUACAUGCCCUAAAUCCUUCCAUUUUUUAUGUCUCGAUCCUCCAUUAGAUCCUGAUAAUUUACCAGAGGGGAAUUGGUCAUGUCCAAAUUGUCAAUUUAAACAAAUAUAUCCAAAUAAAAUUCAAGCAAGAAAAGCUGAAAAUAAUUAUCUAAAACAAAUACCAAAUCAAUAUAAAGCUUUUGGUAAAUUACUCUUUAAUUUAAAAUCUAUGAAUACAAAACAAUUCGAAUUGCCAGCCUCUAUUAAAGAUACCUUUAAAGGUGUACGAACGGGUAAUAGAGGUCAAUAUAUAGAUCAUAGAAGAAAAGAUAUGCCCACUGAAAGACAAUUGUUUGGUUCACCUUAUGGACAAAGUAUUACAAAACUUGAUACAUAUUCACCAGAUUCUCAUAUUAAUGGAGAAACUGGUCAAUUUUUAAUAUGCUAUAAAUGUAGAACCACAAGAAUGGGUACAUGGGAUGAUUAUGAAAAAUCUUCUAGGCUAAUUAUAAAAUGUGACUAUUGUGAAACUCCCUGGCAUUUAGAUUGUAUUCCUGAUAUUCCUAGAGCUUCAUUAAAAAAUUUGGGGUCCAAAUGGAGAUGCCCAUUACAUGCAUUUAAUGACUCAAGUAAAAGGAAACAUAAAAGACGUUUAGCAAAAAAUCAAAAGACUACAGAAUCAUUUCAAACUUGUGGUUAUAAGAAUGAUGGAGACAUAGAGAUAAUCAUGGAUGAAAUAUCAGCACCAAUGGCUGACAUUCAAAAUUCUGGAAAUAUGAACCCAAUUCCACUCCUUCAUGAAAAUUCUGUAAAAUUAGACUUUUUCAAUAAAAUUUAUAAAGCAAAGAAUGUUCAAAAUAAGAAUAAUUUAAAGAUUCAAGAAAAUAUGAUAGAUAAACUGCUUGAUGGAGAGUUAAGGACUCAUAGUGACGAAAAGACAGUUACUGAUUUGAAUUCAUUCUUAUAUUUCACAGUAUCAAAUACACCACAAUUAAAAAAACAUUGGGAUUUUAAAGAGUUAUGUUUAGCAUCAGAAAGUAUUUUAGAUGAUGAAAUAGUACCUGAUAAAGAAUUACAGCAAUUAAAGUAUUUGAAAAAAAUUUUAGAAUCUAAACCAAAAGAGGAAAUUCUACAAUUUUUUAAUUUAUCAAAGUAA
Henningerozyma blattae CBS 6284 is the source of this 2310-nucleotide messenger RNA. It is a transcript of the gene RCO1, whose product is annotated as Rco1p. The transcript has a single exon. Lineage: Eukaryota; Fungi; Ascomycota; Saccharomycetes; Saccharomycetales; Saccharomycetaceae. Bases 1 to 2310 code for a protein of 769 amino acids. Gene Ontology annotation, cellular component: Rpd3S complex. Gene Ontology annotation, biological process: regulation of transcription by RNA polymerase II. The record is from RefSeq and is a predicted model, not a curated record.